Messenger RNA from Macrobrachium nipponense, 1332 nucleotides. RefSeq lists its product as uncharacterized. The transcript has 4 exons. The coding region runs from base 1 to 1332 and encodes 443 amino acids. Lineage: Eukaryota; Metazoa; Arthropoda; Malacostraca; Decapoda; Palaemonidae. The record is from RefSeq and is a predicted model, not a curated record.
AUGUGUUAUUACCAGAUACCUGGCUUAAUCUCUUUCUCACCUGAGAGAAGCCAAAUCUCGGAGGCACUGUUGUUGUUGCAAGUGCUUCAAUUAAGAGUCUUACUCCGAGUGGAAUUCCAUGCAGCAGAUAACGCUUUUAUCUCUCCUUCCUUCCCCCGCCUUCCUACGUAUCCUACCCCCUCAACACUAUCUCACCUUCCUCCUCCUCCUCCUCCUCUUCCUCCUCCUCCUUCCUACGUAUCUGACCCCCUCAAUACUAUCUCAUCCUCCUCCUCCUCCUCCUCCUCCUCCUCUUCCUACAUAUCCUACCCUUCAACACUAUCUCACCUUCCUUCCUCCUCAAUCUACUUCUUUUUCUUCCCUGCGUAUCCUCCCCCAACCACUUCCUUCCUCCUCUCCUCCUUCCUCCUUCCUUCCUCCUUCCUGCGUAUCCUACCCCCUCAACACUCUUCUUCCUCUUCCUCUUCCUCCUCCUCCUCCUCUUCUUCUCCUUCCUACGUAUCCUACCCCCUCAACACUCUUCUUCCUCUUCCUCUUCCUUCCUCCUCCUCCUCCUCCUUCCUACGUAUCCUACCCCCUCAACACUCUUCUUCUUCUUCUUCUUCUUCUUCUUCUUCCUCCUACUCUACUUCUUCUUCUUCCUGCUCGGCUUGGAAUGUUAUUAUGAACAACGGUCAGUCGUCUCAGCCUCUCUAUCUAGGCGCAUCCACAGUGAACACCCUUGAAGACAACGAAGACCUCGAGGAAGAAGAAGUCCCUGAUAUGAGCCCGAAGAAGCCGCCGCCGCCGCCGCCUCGAACUCUCUCGUCAUCGACGACGCCGCCACCGAAGCGAAACAUUGUCGCCUGGGUCGCCUUUGAGACGCAGGUGACACCUCUCAGAAAUUCAAGCAUCAGCCCCAACCGGCUCAUUAGAAUGUCGGAGCGUCGCCCCGCAAGCACCGAGACGCGAGAGGACGCGCCAGUGUGUCGAUCCUUCAAUGCCCUGGACAAACGAGGUGUUGUAGCAGACUUCGUGGCCUGGGCUUGUGGGAAUCCGGCGAACGAGGUGCCCCGUGACUCCCUUGACCUGACACGUCCCAAACGCUCACUCGUGUGCCAAAGGAAAAAUGUCUUAUCUCGGGACCCCUUAACAAAUCUUCAUCGCAGAACACAAUCGGGAGAAGAAAAGAAGAAGAAGAAAAAGGCAAAUGAUUUGUCUGGUGGAAAAGUGGCGCACCUUUAUCGCUCCGAUCAAGAGGAGAGGUGGAGGGAAGAGGGACAGGAGGAGGAGGAGGAGAAAAGAGAUAAGGGGAAGAGAAAAAGAGAUAGAGAGGGAGAGAGAGAGCAGUAA